AUGGGAUUUCCUCAAGAUGACAAAGAUAACGACUCCAAUGCAGACAAAGUUGCAGCUGCCACAUUUAGUGUUUUGUCAGAAAUAUCAAGUCUUUUAAAUACAGGUUUGGACAAUGAAGAAUUACUGAUGUGCAUCAAACUAAUCGAGAGUGGUGUUAAUCCAGCCACUUUAGCUAUGCUUGUAAAUAAUAUUAAACAACAAUGCGAAGGUAUAUCUGAGUCGAAACGAGUCUGA
Molecule: messenger RNA, 234 nt
Organism: Trichobilharzia regenti
Lineage: Eukaryota; Metazoa; Platyhelminthes; Trematoda; Strigeidida; Schistosomatidae
Source: the annotation of a GenBank genome assembly